AUGGAAAAUUCAUCUUUCAUUCUCCACCUCGUACUACUAAUCCUAUAUUUUCUUCCAUUUUCUCGAUUUCAAUUUCGGCUUCGAUUUGUUUCUGCUGACAUAAACAAUCACGAGUUGAUAUUCAAUCAAUGUCCGAAUCGGACAUCUCCCUCUGCAAAUCCCUUGCAUUCUCGACUACUUCCCGGGUUGUUUCAAGAAUUUGUCGCUAGGUCGUCCGAAGCCCACUUCUUCAAAACCAUAGUUGGCGAUGAUGAAUUAGCCGUUUCCGGAACCUUUCAAUGUAAGAAUGAUUUGAGCCCCGACGAGUGCCGGAGGUGCGUGAGAAAAAUCGAGAGUUUGUCCGAAGAUUUGUGUGCUCGAACAUUACCGGCAAGAAUCCACCUCUCGGGUUGCUACGUACAUUAUCAGGUCGACAGUGGCGACAAUUAUGAUCCGGUUCAACUUCUCCACAAAACUUGCGGCGAACGUGUAGUGAACAAGUAUAGAUUUGAUGCGAUGAAAUAUAAAGCGCUCGUCGCCUUGGAAAGUUGUGUUAUUAGCGGAAAUGGUUUUUGCGACAUGAAUUACGAAUCCCUCAAUGUGGUCGCGCAAUGUGCCGGGAACUUACAAAGAGUGUGCGAUUGUAGCGGAUGCGUAAGCGACGCCGUGCAAAUUGCCGUCGACGAGUGCCUUCACUCGGAUUCGGCCGAGGUUUAUUUGAAUAGUUGUUUCGUCACGUUUCAUUACUAUAAACAUCGGGGCUCCUUGCUCCAAGGUAAAAAUUCAACUAAAGUGGUAGCCAUUGUUGUUGGGGCUUUAGCUGCUGUUAUAGUUUUAUCAUCUUUAUGCUAUUGCCUAAGGUCAUGUAAUAAGGAACAAAAAUAAAUAAUUAUA
Messenger RNA from Andrographis paniculata, 873 nucleotides. RefSeq names its product plasmodesmata-located protein 2-like. The transcript has 3 exons. The record is from RefSeq and is a predicted model, not a curated record. Gene Ontology annotation, cellular component: plasmodesma. Gene Ontology annotation, biological process: transport of virus in multicellular host; plasmodesmata-mediated intercellular transport. The coding region runs from base 1 to 864 and encodes 287 amino acids. Lineage: Eukaryota; Viridiplantae; Streptophyta; Magnoliopsida; Lamiales; Acanthaceae.